Messenger RNA from Struthio camelus australis, 2949 nucleotides. NCBI's taxonomy places the organism in Eukaryota, Metazoa, Chordata, Aves, Struthioniformes, Struthionidae. The record is from RefSeq and is a predicted model, not a curated record.
GUAGCCCUGGCCCAUGUCUUCUUGAACUCUCCUUGGGAAAAUUCAGAAAUGUGCUACUUAACCAGACCAAUUCAGUGGAAGCUGUAAUCAGGAAUGUUGCAAGCAAUGUGACUGUUGUUGUUUUUCAAGCACAUGCCCAGCAAAACAAUGUGGUAAUAUCCUUUGAUAAGAAUCCCUCUGUGAACAGCUCAGGAACUGGAGUAGACAAAGGAUUGGUUUCCAUCCUUCGGCCUCAGCAGAGUAUAUGUACGUGGUAUCUUCGGUCACUGGAUGCUAACCAGGUGUUAAGCACAGCUAUCUCCAUACCUUAUAUGGAGAAAGAUCCUAUUCCUGGAGGCUGCAAUUUAGAAUUUGACUUGGAAGUGGAUCCCAAUAUUUACCUAGACUAUAGCUUGGUUGAUAUACACAUCAAGUUUGCUCCCGCAAACUUGGGAUAUGCCAGAGGAGCAAAUCCACCAUCCUGUGAUUCAGGAACUGGUCAGAACUCCAGAUGGCGACUGCGUUAUGAUGUCUAUCAAUACUUUUUACCAGAGAAUGAUCUCUCUGAGAUGGUACUCAUGAACCACAUCCGGAAGAUGUCUGAGGUGCACAGUAUUAAAGCUAAUGGCAUUAAAAUGCUUACACUGACAACUGAUGACAAGACCAAUGUCUACUUUUCCUCACUCCCCGGGCAAGGUGUGAUCUACAAUGUCAUAGUAUGGGAUCCUCUUUGGAAUACUUCUGCUGCAUACAUACCUGUGCAUACAUAUGCCUGCAGCUUUGCCGACCUAGUGGAUAACUGCUCUUCUGUCAGCAAACUCUCUACCAAAAUAUUCUUCACUGUUCUUGCUGUUCUUGGUCUCUUCACUUGCUUUUUUGGACACAGGUUCUGGAAAACAGGCUUAUUCUUCAUGGGCUUCAUAUUCACAGGAUUCUUCUUCUUUGUAUUCAUUACUAGGGUAACUGGCCUUGGCUAUGAUGUACGUCUCAUUUUGACAGCAGUAGCUGGAAUUAUCGGAGGGCUUCUCCUAGUUGCUAACUGGUGGAGAUUCGGCUCUGUCCUACUUUGUAUGUUGAUUAUUGGACUCGUGCUGGGAUUUCUCUUCUCAUCAGUCAUCUUCUUCACUCCACUAGGAGAUUACAGAGUCUUCCGUGAUGAUGUUGUGUUCUGGGUGACCUUUUCUUGCGUGGCCUUGAUGAUUCCAGUGCUUUUUUUUGGCUGUCCAAGAAUUCUGAACAUAUUGGCUUGUGGAAUAGUAGGCUCCUACUCAGUGGUCUUAGCUAUUGCUUGUUAUGUCUACACAAGUCUUGCAUACAUCACCUUAGACCUACUCAGAAGGAUCCUCAAUGAUUACUUCAGCAGAGCUUACACCAAUGUGCCUUUUCAAACAAAUGACUUUAUCAUCCUGGCAGUGUGGGCAAUGGUGGCCCUCAGUGGAAUAACUGUGCAGCUUCGUCGAGAGAGAAGUGAGGUGCCCUUUCCACCGCACCCCUAUCUCCUCUGGAAGAGGGAAAGGGAGCGCAGAAGCACAAAUGUGUUAGACCCUAGCCAUCACAUCCCUCCUCUGAGAGAGAGGAUCCAUAACAAGCUAUUGCAGAUCAAAGAGGUCUUUCAGAAAGAGCAGCCAGCUGGGGAAAGAACUCCAUUGCUUCUGUAAUCGGCCAAAUAACUGGUGGACGCAGAGGAAGAGUCCAGGAAUGGUGUGAGAUGGGUGAUCGUCAGCAAACAAUGAGCCAGUGGUACAGGCUUUUACCGCCCUGCCUAAUGAGAGGAUGGUGUUUGCACAACUUGGAAGAAAAGCAUUGAUCUGUCAAUACACUACAUGCUGCUAUGUGACUUGUUUUUCUUCAAUGGUCUGCUCAGCCUGCUGUAACAUGCAUGUGUCUAGCUGCAGAGAGCUUGUACUAUGGGUCAAGUACAGCUAUUUGUCUUGUGGUGAUCUGGCUGGAUGUUUAGAUAUGGGAAGUAUAAAACGGCCCUUAAGGUAAACUGUACAACGUCGGUUCUUCCCUCAGUGUGAAAAAUCACUGCUGAAAUACUGCCUGACUCGCUCCCAAAGGUGAGCAAUCUGUCAACUUGCAAGGGAAGAUGAUGAGGACCAUAAACAUAAGCAGUUCUUUUAGCAGCAACUGAAGUAUCAUCUUCAAAUAGGUAUAAAAUGUAUGGGUGCAGACAGUUGUUUCCAAGAAGUAUUACUGAUUCUUGUAAGCUGAACUAAGUGACUUGAAUUUAGACUGCACUGGAUUGACUGUUGUAUGUGUGCACAUCGGGGCUCAGACAGUGAACCUCAUCUAAGACGAGAAGGCUUUUUCUCUUGCUUUCAGUUGGUUCUGUAGCAAGCUGGUUCUCUGCUCUCUGUACCAAGAUGACUGCUAAGAGAACAUGAGAUCUGCCUCCUUGUUUGCUUUCAGAACAGCCUGUGUCUUGUUUCAACUCUGGUAUCACCUCUCCUCUUUUGAUGAGGUGCUGUCUUAUAAAAGAGUAACUGAAAUAAGCACUUCAUAGCCAAUGGCAGUUUUUUCCUGAACUUGGUUGAAACACUAGCUAUUUUUAUUUUUUAUCAAUGUAUCUUUUUAAUUUUGCCUCUAAGGGAUGGAAGUGGCACACUGCAGGCAAAAUACAGACCAGGAUCCUUGCUGACUGAAUGCAUUCCCUACCAGUUUGGACUGAAUCUGCCCAAAGGAUAAUGCAGAGUGAAAAGGAGAGAACGCACCAUCCUUGUAUUUGGUGGAGAACUACUAUCUUGUACGGUGUCUUUAUUCACUUCCUUCAAAACAAAGCCUAGCAUUUUUUUCCAAAAUGCAAACUAGAGCAUUGUGGGUUUUGCUCACAGAAAUGCACAAGCAGUCCCAAGGCUUCUUCCCUCCUCCCCCCCACCCCUUUUCCCCCUUCUCCACUCCCAACUCUGGUCUUCACCUUCAAUGUUUACAUGGUGACCUGUCAUGCAUUAAACUAUGGCUGAAGUCUCA